AUGGCAUUCUGCAAUAGAUUUGGAAGUCUCAUGAGGCAGACCAUUUCACAGAGCAGUGCGUCUAAUGGGCAAGUUCCAAUGGCAUCAAUGUUCAAUGCUAUUCGUUGCAUGUCGUCUUCAAAGCUUUUUAUUGGAGGUCUCUCAUAUGGAGUGGAUGACCAGUCUCUGAAGGAUGCAUUUUCCAGCUUUGGUGAUGUUACCGAGGCGCGGGUUAUCAUUGACAGAGACUCCGGAAGAUCAAGGGGAUUUGGAUUUGUGAACUUAUCUAGUGAUGAAUCUGCAAGCUCGGCAAUGUCAGCCAUGGACGGACAGGUAAGAGAAUUAAAUUGGUUAGCAAACAUAUGUAUUCCAGAAAGAGAAUUUUUUGACGUGGGUUCCUUACUCUUCAGCCACUGGAUGGGAGGAUCAUCCGUGAGUUUUGCAACAGACAGAGCCGGUCCUCCUCGAGCUGGUGGUCCAAUUUAUCGUGGUGGGUUUGGUAAUGCAGGAAGGAAUGAUGGAUAUUAA
Messenger RNA from Ilex paraguariensis (yerba mate), 507 nucleotides. The record is from the annotation of a GenBank genome assembly. NCBI's taxonomy places the organism in Eukaryota, Viridiplantae, Streptophyta, Magnoliopsida, Aquifoliales, Aquifoliaceae.